Molecule: messenger RNA, 682 nt
Organism: Scophthalmus maximus (turbot)
Lineage: Eukaryota; Metazoa; Chordata; Actinopteri; Pleuronectiformes; Scophthalmidae
Product: gamma-crystallin M3-like
Exons: 3
Coding region: 46-576 (176 amino acids)
Biological process (GO): lens development in camera-type eye; visual perception
Molecular function (GO): structural constituent of eye lens
Source: RefSeq, a predicted model, not a curated record
GCAGCUACAGAUCGGUCCUGAGGAACAACCCCAAAAAUCGUGAUCAUGGGCAGGAUCAUCUUCUACGAGGAGAGGAACUUCCAGGGUCGCUCCUAUGAGACCAGCAGCGACUGCCCUGAGCUCACCUCCUACCUGAGCAGGUGUCACUCCUGCAGGGUGGAGAGCGGCUGCUUCAUGGUCUACGACCGACCCAACUUCAUGGGCAACCAGUUCUUCAUGAGGAGGGGCGAGUACGCCGACUACAUGAGCACGAUGGGAAUGUCCGACUGCAUCAAGUCUUGCCGUACGAUCGCCUCGCACAGAGGAACCUUCAGGAUCAGGAUCUAUGAGAAGGAGAACUUCGGUGGUCAGAUGAAUGAGCUGAUGGACGACUGCGAGAACAUCCAGGAGCGCUACCGCAUGUCCGACUGCCAGUCCGGCCACGUGAUGGACGGCCACUGGCUGCUGUUCGAGCAGCCCCACUUCAGAGGCAGGAUGAUGUACCUGAGGCCCGGAGAGUACCGCAGCUUCAGGGACCUGGGCAUGAGCAGCACCAGGAUCAUGAGCAUGAGGCGCAUCAUGGAUUCCUGCAACUAAAUUCUUACGAAAUCCCACGAAAUAAAGUGACCAACUCUCACGCAUAGACUCUGCACAAUAAAACAAAAUAAAGACCAUCAUUUGUAAAAACUUGUUUUGAGAGUCU